Messenger RNA from Harpegnathos saltator (Jerdon's jumping ant), 508 nucleotides. RefSeq lists its product as uncharacterized. Lineage: Eukaryota; Metazoa; Arthropoda; Insecta; Hymenoptera; Formicidae. The transcript has 3 exons. The coding region runs from base 1 to 489 and encodes 162 amino acids. The record is from RefSeq and is a predicted model, not a curated record.
AUGGCGACUCUCUACUCCAAGAUACCCGGCGUUGACAAGGUCAUGGGUCUCUGCUACAAACCCGGCGAGCUGUCGCAGGCGCUGGUAGCCUUCAUUAGCAUCGUGGGCGGCGCGAACCUGUCUAGCUCGGAGGUCGAGCAUCUCCUGCAAAGAACGCUAUCGCCGUACAUGCUGCCGCAAAUCAUCGUCGUCGAUCGCAUACCCCUGCUGACCAACGGCAAGACGGAUCGGCAGACGUUGCUGAAGCAGUACGAGGCGUCUUGCCCCAACGACUGUGAGCCAUCCCGCCAUUGCGGACAUUCGUCGUUAGUCGGCGAGAGGAGUAUCAAGCGACGACCGACGAUCGCAUUAACAUACCCAAACGGCGACCGCUCGAUGCGCGGCGAAAUGCCGCGCAUGUUACACGAUCGCCGGCGGAUCACCGUGAAAUCGAAUAGCAAAUGCAUGCGUGAACCUGAGGACGACCGGUUUCUCCGAUUUUCUAAUUAGCCGCUGUCCCUUGCCAUCG